AUGGCACCAACUCGCUCUGGCUCGACUCCUCACCCUUCCUCGACUUCUCGCCGCGCCGCUGCGGCCGGCAUCCAGAAGCGGUCAGUCAAGAGAAGCACAAAACGCCAAGCUUCUACAGCCGGUACAAACACGACAGAGGCAACUGAGGUUGCAAAACGUGAAGGUGCAAAAUCCUCCCGGUUCCUGGAUCUCCCCGGAGAGAUCCGGAAUAGAAUUUACGAGUACAUGCACGCCGAGAAGACCCAACUCGUGCUCGUUCACCGGCCACGCAUCGCCUCUCUACGCCCCCGUACCAGACUUGACCGAAGCCGCACCCUCGCCUCAGAUAUCACCGCCCAGGAACACGACGAAAGACUGUCAAGCGACAGCAGCAUCACCAAUGGUUCCGAGAACAUUCCUCGAGAAACUAACCGUCCAUUUUGGGGCUUGACGCAGGCGAGCCGACAGCUCAGGUGGGAGUUUCGCCCUCUCUACUUGACCAACCAGGAGAUUGGCAUUGACGUGGCCAACAUACCCCGUUAUGUCAAGGCCUUCUACCUCUCUGCCGACAAAGAGCUUGCCACGAUCGGUCCUUCAGGAGAACGCGAGUCGACCCUGUCUUUCGCCGGCCAUGUCACGGUCGCAGUUGGCGAUACGGCCACCAAAGAAGAACGUGGCCCAAAAGGCAUCGAAGUACUACCUCUGAUUGAGGUUUGGGCAAACGGCUUCUCAAUGAAGGUUGGGUUCGGUCGCUAUGGGACGAGUGGCUACGCAACGGAUGGCUACCAAUGGCACGGCGAUGUAGAGACAAAGGAUUUCUACCGCCUCCUUGGCCGUCAAGUUCAGAGAGACCAGACUUGCUCAGACACGAACGAGCACUGGGAAGAGCUUCUGCGCUGCCGGUCUCUUGCUUCAGUCCGUAUCCAUCGCGCUCCACCAACAAGAUACGUUUCAACACCAGGAUGUGCCAUCCCUCAAGAUCUCCUCGCGGUCUCUACUCCCAUACCCGCCGCGAAUGGCAUCUACCCGCCAAACGUCCAGAUGUUCCGUGUCCCAGUGGUACCAAACCCAUACAUACACAUCAUCUUCAGGAGGGAGAGGGCCGAACCCUGGAUGACAGAGUUCAAGUCCGAAAUCCCCGACAAUUGGCUGGCUCAGCACGGCUUUAAAGAUAUGGACCAUUUCGAGGUCAAGGUGGGCGUUGAAGAGUAG
Messenger RNA from Bipolaris victoriae FI3, 1191 nucleotides. RefSeq lists its product as hypothetical. The transcript is spliced from 4 exons. The coding region runs from base 1 to 1191 and encodes 396 amino acids. NCBI's taxonomy places the organism in Eukaryota, Fungi, Ascomycota, Dothideomycetes, Pleosporales, Pleosporaceae. The record is from RefSeq and is a predicted model, not a curated record.